AUGCCCUUUUCAGUGGUCACCGAAGGGGAGGUGGACCCGGUUGUUUCUUUGCCCCAGCGUGAGAGGAACAAGGCGAUGAUAGUGGCAAACGCUCUGCUUCGCCGUCUGUGCCCGCAGUGGGCCCGCAUUACCAUCGGCUGUGGUACGUGGAUGCGCCACGCCGCGGUGGCGAGGCAGGCCACGGCUGGGAAUAAUAGCGAGCAUCGGGGACGCGGCAAGAGCAGCGGGAAAGUUGGUUCCUCACGAAAGGUGCGCAAAGAGCCUUCGGGCGCAGCAAAUGUUGUCGUGGGAAGUGCGGCGGAAGCGGUAGAAGCGGCGGCACCGCCUACACAGCAGCAGCGACACAAGACGGCUGCCACGCAUUCUCCCCGGUCAUCGCUUUGGUCGCCAACAGAGACGGAGUUCGAGGCGUUUGUGGCCAAUCUGAUGUUGUACCGCCGUGAAUCACUGGAGCCUGUGCUGAGCGCUCUCAAGAAGGAGCGCGCUCUUUUUGAGGAGUCCGUGAAGCAGAUGGAGACACAUGUCGCGGAGUUGUACGCUGUGCGUCAGGAGAUACGGGAACUGCUGCAGGAGGGAGCUGCCGUGCAGCGUCGGGCACUAGCAGAGGCACUGCGCGCCGACGUCGUCUCUGAUGAGUCGGCGAAGGCAGAGGAGGAAGAGGAAGACGUAGACGUAGAUGAGAUAUCACUUUGA
Trypanosoma rangeli is the source of this 693-nucleotide messenger RNA. RefSeq names its product putative kinesin. The record is from RefSeq and is a predicted model, not a curated record. The transcript has a single exon. Lineage: Eukaryota; Euglenozoa; Kinetoplastea; Trypanosomatida; Trypanosomatidae. The coding region runs from base 1 to 693 and encodes 230 amino acids.